AUGGCGAAUCAGGGCUACGAUGUGGUCGUAGACGUUGAUGCAGAGGGCGACCUCGGGCAUACCGACCUCCAAGAGGACCUUGAAUUUCACCCAUCCAACUUUGAAAACGACCAACGAAACGCAAAAGCCCAGCAAGACUCCACCCCUUUCCUCGGCGGAGGCUCCUCCCGCGCCCGCGACAGGUCGCCGGGCGGUACACCCACCAAACACGCCUGGUGGUCCAUCCACUACUACUCGCAGUUCUUCGAUGUUGACACGAACGAGGUGCUCCGGCGCUGCCUCGCGACACUAUACCCGCGCAGCAACUUCCUCGACGUCCUGGAAGGCAACGCCGAUCUCUACGGGCCGUUCUGGAUCGCAACGACGGUGGUGGUGAUCCUGUUCCUGACAGGCACUAUCUCGCAGUGGAUGUCAAACAGGGGCGAAAAGCACUUCGAGUACGACUUCACCCUGCUGUCGGGGGCCGCGGGCUUGAUCUACGGAUACACGGGCAUCAUCCCCAUCGCGCUGUGGGGUGCGCUGCGCUGGUUCGGCAGCUCCACCGCGGACUUGAUUGAGUGCUGGGCCUUGUAUGGAUACUCGAACCUGGUCUGGAUUGCUGUUGCGCUGGUGAGCUGGAGUCCGCUGACAGCGCUCAACUGGGCGCUUGUUGGCGUGGGCUUCGGUUGGACUGUCGUCUUCCUGCUGAGGAACUUGUAUCCUGUGCUGAGUGCGACGGAUGCGAAGACGAGCAAGAUUCUCUUGAUCCUGGUCAUUGUUCUCCAUGCGGGCUUGGCGAUUGCCAUCAAGAUCCUGUUCUUUGCGCACGGAAGCCCUGUUUCCAAGAAGAACAAGGACAAGGACGACGACCAUCAUGACUAG
Messenger RNA from Aspergillus clavatus NRRL 1, 861 nucleotides. RefSeq names its product Yip1 family protein. The transcript is spliced from 4 exons. NCBI's taxonomy places the organism in Eukaryota, Fungi, Ascomycota, Eurotiomycetes, Eurotiales, Aspergillaceae. Gene Ontology annotation, biological process: vesicle-mediated transport. The coding region runs from base 1 to 861 and encodes 286 amino acids. Gene Ontology annotation, cellular component: membrane; Golgi apparatus. Gene Ontology annotation, molecular function: small GTPase binding. The record is from RefSeq and is a predicted model, not a curated record.